AUGGCAGCGAAUCAAGCUGAUGUGGCAAAGGUGCUGAAGACGCCUGGAGGCAAUCUUCACCUUGAGACGGUUGAUGCAGAUCUGAAGGUUACCGAAAAUGGUGUUCUCAUCGAGGAUCGAGAGCGCAAGGAAAAGACGUUAGUGCGCAAGAUUGACAGACGCAUGAUGCCGCUAAUGAUGUUACUCUAUGUCCUCAACUACAUCGACCGCAACAACAUCGCGACUGCGCGUCUCGGCAGCUUUGAGAAGGAUAUCGGUCUUCGUGGCACCCAAUACAACACUGUCAUUAGUAUUUUCUUCGUCGGCUACAUCCUGACACAGAUCCCAACCAACAUGAUCCUGAACAAAGUUCGGCCGUCUCUAUUCCUGCCAGCCGUCAUGAUCUGCUGGGGUUCAGUCAGCGCGUGUACGGGCGCAGUACAGAACUACUCUGGCAUGAUAGUCCUGCGUUUUAUGUUGGGAUUUGUUGAGGCACCCUUCUUUCCUGGUGCCCUCUUUCUGUUCAGCUGUUGGUACACCAAAAAAGAGCUCGCCAAGCGAAUCUCCAUCCUCUUUGCGGCAGGACAAAUGGCCGGCGCCUUCAGUGGGUUUCUGGGCUCAGCCAUUAUGGGUGGCAUGAACGGAGUUGCGGGACUGGCUGACUGGCGCUGGCUUUUCAUCAUCGAAGGUGUGAUGACCAUACCGGUGGCCUUUCUGACGUACUUUGUCGUUCCUGAUUACCCAACCAAUACCAAGUGGCUCAGCGACGAGGAGCGUGUUCUGGCCGUGCUGCGUAUUGCAGAGGAAGCAAACGAGGAAGAUGACCGAGAGGAAGUGUCAGCGUUCCAAGGCCUCAAACUUGCGUUCACUGACAUAAGCCUGUACUUGAUCUGGAUGAUGCAGCUUGGCCUCAACACCGCCGCGGCAUUUACCAACUUCUUCCCAACCAUUGUUCAAACGCUGGGCUACCCGCAGCGCGAAACUCUACUGCUCAGCUCGCCCCCGUACGUCUUUGCUGCGAUUCUAGGUAUCAGCAACUCGUGGCACAGCGACGCCAAGCGCGAGCGGUGGCUCCACAUCCUUUGGCCGCAGGUUUUUGCUUGCGUUGGCUUCAUCAUCUCGGCCACGACUCUUAACGUGGCGGCGCGAUACACGGCCACCUUUAUGAUGAUGAGCAUUUACGGUAGCUUCGGUGCGAUCCUGUCUUGGGUGUCAACGUCGCUGCCGCGCCCAUCUGCCAAGCGCGCUGUGGCCUACGCCUUUGUCAACGCCAUGUCGAAUCUCGCGUCUAUUUAUGCCAGCUACUUUUACCCGGCAACCCAGGGUCCGCAGUACUGGCAGGCCAAUAUCGCGAAUGUGGCCUUCAGUGGCAUGUGCAUCGCCAUGGCCACCACGUUGAGGUUCUACCUCUCCUGGAGGAACAAAAAGCUGGACGAAGCCAGCGCCGAGGACAUGGCUGCCGAAGGGACGGCCAACGGCACCAAGACGCAGGCGCUGGCAGCAAGAUGGCAGUUCUUCAAAAAUCUCGCCAAAGGCAUUGCCACAAAUCAUUUCAUAACAGAACGCACCAUGGCCUCACUGAGCACCCUCGCAGGCGAAAUCCUUUCGACAAUUGUGUCCUACCUGGAUCCUUGGACCCCCGGCUUCAGCCACGGGGAGGAUAACAAUCGCAUCUACGAUGCCGACUUCAACAGUCUCGACGACCUGCGCAACCUGCGCCUGACGUGCAGGGCCCUCCAUAUAGUCGCAACCCGGCAGCUCUUCCGCGCCGUGCGCCUGCGGCCCAGCGACGAGUCGGCCGAGAAGUGGGGCAACAUCGCCGACUCGCCGACCCUGCGGGCCCACGCCCGGGAGGCCAUCGUUGACUCGGCGAUGAGCGAGGACGUCGACCCCGAGGAGCCCUGGGAGCCGCCAGAGUCGUGGGCGGCCGCCCUGGGGCGCCUGGGCGAUUUCCCGCGCGUCGAAGCCGUGGCGCUGCACUUCUCGUCCCAGUGCGCCGCCGAGGCCGGAGACUUUUGGGACAAGGAGGUGGCCGAGACGGAGAGCGAGCGGUCCGACGUGCUGGACAUGGUGUUUUGCGCGCUGGCCUGCGUCAACGACCUGCCCGACCAUGGCAUCCGGGCGCUCAGCGUCAAGAACCUGCAGAACAUUGUGCAUGAGGGCGCCGACGGCGAGGACUUCAAGUCGGUCGUGUCGCGGCUGAAGGAGCUCCACGUCAGCAUCUGCACCGAAUCGGACAGUGCUGCUCCCGAACACACCAUCACGAAGUCGGCAGUCAAGUCCUUCUGGGCCCCCGGGGGAUUCGUCGACAAAUGGCUCAAGCCCGCGGCGCAGAGCCUGACCAGCCUAACGCUAUACUGCGACGCCUACUUUGGCCUUCUUCCCGAGUUCGACACCUGCGGGAUCAGCUUCCCCAACCUGCGGGCGCUGUCGCUGGGCAACUUCAACCUUGCCUACGAUUGGCAGGUUGACUGGAUCGUGUCGCACAAGGGGUUGCGGACGCUGUGGCUCGACGACUGUCCCAUAGCCCACUACUUUGAAGUCACCUACUACGGCUUAGAAGAAUUCCGUACAGGGGAGCUCACGAAGCUGCCGCGGGCCGGGUCUUCUGAAGAAGUGUACGUUAGUUCUCUGAGAUGGUCGGACGUGUUGGACAAGAUCCGCGAGGGCUUGCCGGAGCUGAAGGACUUUCGACUGGCGCAUGGCGCUUGGGAUGUGGACCAAGCCUUUGAGCAGCGCCACGACCUGGGCCUCGAUCUCCUUGAGAAGCGCUACAUGGCCUUUAACGGUGGCAUUGGUCCCUCCCAGUGGGUUGAAUGUCGUGAAGGUUACAAUAUCAAGCCCGAUGGGAGUUACGAACAGUAUCUCUGCUACCAGGGUGCCUUUGAUGAGGAGGUCCUCCCGCCCAAUGUGGCGGAUCCAGCUGUGGAGGAGGCAGACAAGAAGGCAUUUGCGAGAUUGUUGGCUGGCCUGUCCCUGGAGUCGUGA
Molecule: messenger RNA, 2967 nt
Organism: Pyricularia pennisetigena
Lineage: Eukaryota; Fungi; Ascomycota; Sordariomycetes; Magnaporthales; Pyriculariaceae
Exons: 6
Coding region: 1-2967 (988 amino acids)
Biological process (GO): transmembrane transport
Cellular component (GO): membrane
Molecular function (GO): transmembrane transporter activity
Source: RefSeq, a predicted model, not a curated record